AACUUCCUCUUCUCUGCCCUAUAUAUCCCGGUGGCCCCCAGCGUGGCUUUCUCUUCCGGUUCUUUCGGCGAGCGAGAGUCCGACAGGUACCAUGGCUGCCCUAAGACCACUUCUGAAGCCGGACAUUGUGAAGAAACGCCGGAAGAAGUUCAUUCGUCACCAGUCAGAUCGCUAUGUGAAGAUUGCGCGUAACUGGCGUAAACCCAGAGGGAUUGACAACCGAGUGCGCAGAAGGUUUAAGGGUCAAAUUCUGAUGCCUAACAUCGGUUACGGCAGCAACAAGAAGACCAAGCACAUGCUGCCCUCGGGAUUCAAGAAAUUCCUGGUCCACAAUGUCAAGGAGCUGGAAGUCCUAAUGAUGAGCAACAAGACUUACUGUGCCGAGAUCGCUCACAAUGUCUCCUCCAAAAACCGCAAGACAAUUGUGGAGAGGGCAGCCCAGCUCGCAAUCAAGAUCACUAAUCCCAACGCCAGAUUACGCAGUGAAGAGAAUGAAUAAAGUGUCCUGGCAAAGCUGCAUCUCUUUAAUAAAGGUUUAACGUACAGAA
Messenger RNA from Carcharodon carcharias (great white shark), 548 nucleotides. RefSeq names its product ribosomal protein L32 (gene rpl32). Lineage: Eukaryota; Metazoa; Chordata; Chondrichthyes; Lamniformes; Lamnidae. Gene Ontology annotation, biological process: translation. The transcript has 4 exons. The coding region runs from base 92 to 499 and encodes 135 amino acids. The record is from RefSeq and is a predicted model, not a curated record. Gene Ontology annotation, molecular function: structural constituent of ribosome. Gene Ontology annotation, cellular component: cytosolic large ribosomal subunit; ribosome.